CAUCAACAUCGCCUUGCACGAUGCCGGUCUACGAUGAGGAGACGCCCCUCCUCGGGGCGCCAAGGUCCUCGUCGCGCUCUUCACGAGAUGCCAGCAGAAAAUCCAACGACAUCCACCUCCAGUUCUGCCUCUUGGCUGGUGUUCCUCCAUCGAACCUGCCCAAAGAUGCCUUUCGACAAUCCUACGCCCGGCGGUCGCUCUAUGGCCGCGCAGUCCACAAGCGCAAUGCUCAGAAUCGGACAUACAUGUUCACGGCCGCGCUAUCCAACACGCUGCUGCUUUCGCAAGUCGUGUUGGGUGCAGCGUUGACGGCGCUCGGCGCGUCCGAAUCGUCGCACAUCCUCAUCACCAUAUUCGGUGCCAUGAACACCAUCAUUGCAGGCGUCGUAGCCUAUCUCAAAUCGCGAGGUCAGCCGAUGAGAGCACACAUGUUCCGAGAUGACCUCGAUCGCGUCGUGGACGAGAUUGAGAACUCGGAAGUCAUGUGGCUUGGCAUCCAGAGCGGCGUGCACGGGUACGACGAGGUUGCCAUCGACGAUUCCGUCAGCGUGCGCAGUGAGGUGGCUCGCUUGACGAGACUGUACGAUAAGGUUGUGCGGAACAACACUAUGAACGAUCCCGACAUGUAUAUGAACGCGACCACCGACGCAUCCAACGCAGCUCUUCGUGCACGUCCAGGCCAGCUCCCAGCUUCCCCAGUCAUACAUGCGCCUGCUGCCGCUCCAGCUCCUGGUACUGUAGACUCGUCGUCCCCAAUGGGAGCUGUCGUGCCGCCUAUCGCAACACCUGAUGAUCCUGAUGCCGCUCCUGCUUCCGCGCCGCCCAAAUCGAAGACACCACCGCCCAUCGAUGAUUCUUCUAAGCCAAAGCCUGAAGCUGGACCCAGCGAUAAGGAACCGGAGACUAAGGAUAGUACAAAGCCUGGUAUCUCCUCCGAUUCUGCUCCUACUAUUGCCAUUCCCGAGUCACAGGCCGCAACACCCCAUAGUGACCCUAUCGAAGCCAAUUUGAUACCUUCUGAGUAAGCGUCGAAGUCAGCAGACAAUUUAAAGUUGAUUCAGACGUUGAAUUUGCUAUUUCGCAGCCUAGUUGCUGGAGUCGCGCACUGAAGUUAACGCCUCGUGUUUGAGAAUGUUUUCACCCACGACUCUAUGAGUUUAGGUCUAUGAUGCGAACAAGUUGCCCCUUUGGGCUACAGUUGAAGUCGAAACGCGAAUUUUUUACGUUCAUCUAACAAUUACAUUUCGUAGCUUAAUAUCUAAUCAACUUGUCAUCUCAAUACUCGC
Messenger RNA from Dothidotthia symphoricarpi CBS 119687, 1286 nucleotides. RefSeq lists its product as uncharacterized. Bases 21 to 1025 code for a protein of 334 amino acids. Lineage: Eukaryota; Fungi; Ascomycota; Dothideomycetes; Pleosporales; Dothidotthiaceae. The record is from RefSeq and is a predicted model, not a curated record. The transcript is spliced from 2 exons.